AGCAGCUGAGUUGGCAUAAGGGCUUUGUUCGAUGUGUACGUUUCGUUUAAUUAGACAUGAAGCAAUGUAAAAGAUUACCAGAUUUACUUGCGAAAGAAAUACAAACUGCUUGGUUAGACUUAGUUUCCUCUCUCCCAGCUAGUGACCAUCUCGCCGUUAUAUGCCAAAAACUCAGGACAAAAUUCCUCAAACGACACUCUAAUUGUAUAGAGAACGACCUUUUUUGUUUUGAGAGAGAUCCUCUGCCAGAACUAAAUUUUAUGCUCAAUGAUGAAGACUCGUCAAAUCCAGUCUUAGCUUUCGAUCCCUUUUGGGACGAAACUAUAGAAAAGGUGAACUGUCGCGAGGAUUGCCUUUAUCUCCUUCUCAGAGUUGAAUAUGAACUAGAGAAAGUAAUUUUCGAACUUAAGUUUCUUGAAGAUGUUAAACGAAAAGAAGAACAAAAAAAUCAAAAGAGAUAUAAAAAGUUGAUGAGUGUAGCUCAAGAACUGGUUUACACAGAAAACAACUACCUCAAUGCGUUAGAAAUUCUUAUAAAUGUGUUCUACAAACCGCUAAAAGCGCGUGUGGAUAGCUCUUUUCCUAUUAUUGAUUUAGAAUCACUGAAUAUUAUUUUCUUUAACGUCGGGACGUUGUGCCGGAAACACCGGCCCUUCUAUGAAAAGCUGAAUUCGGUAGUUAGCCAGGAGCAGCACACCAGCGGUUGCGCUUUGAGCAGUUUGUUAACCGAUCUUGUGACAACUACUUCUGAAGAUUACUUAAACUACGUGGAAAACUAUUCUAAGGCCAUCGAAACUUUGCGGGAGUGUCGACGGAAACGGCCUAUGUUCGUUGAUUAUAUUGACAGUAUUGCUCUGCAUCUUCCGCCCAACGUGCACCGUUACCGCGUGCAAGAUAUAUUAAUAAUGCCUGUCCAGCGCAUCCCACGCUACUUUAUGCUUUUGGAAACCUACGCAGCUGUCAUGGGACCGACAGAUCCUGACUAUCCCGCCGUUCAGACAGCAGCAAGACGCUGUAGAAACCUGACCACGUUGAUCAACGACCGCAAGCGCUACGCCGACAGCAUUGAGCACGUGUAUAUUCUUGCCCAGAAGGUUGUGAGCGCAGAAGAGCCAAUCGAAAUUCCAGGAAGGCGGUGUUUAUUGGAAAACGAAGUUGUCGAAGUUACCCACGGAAAGCGUCGGUGGAGGGUGUGCGUUUUAUUCACCGACUCGAUCUUCCUUUUUCAGAAGAAAUACGAGAGCGAGCGGAGAAAAGACGCACUCCAAUUUUUAUGGAAAGUCAACCUGAACGAAAUCUUCUCUAUUGAUCCAGUGCAACGCCCCGUCGAUAACAACAUUCUGAUGUAUAUCGUUUCCAAACUUAAAAAGAUCGAAGGCGACAUUGAUAAUAUAUGCAAGAAGUCUAAGAAGCGCCUCCUUGCCGAGCUCUCGGCCAAACGUCAGAGAGUGAAGAACAAAAUCGACCUCUACUCGUACGAACACGGUGUCUGCCUUACGUCUUAUGGAAAGCGCCAGCGCGUAUUCACUGUGCUUUUUGAGAGUAAGGAUUUCGCGAUGACUUGGGCGCAACGCGUUUCUAUAGCAAAAGGAGAGGCUGCAGGACAAACGACCAGACUGCCGCCCUUGCCAAAUAGAAGGAAGUGGCAUGAGACCUUUCCUUCGAACCGAGUCCGCCUCGACUGCGCACCCGCGAAGAGUCACUUUCGUGCGUCUGGCGCCCUCAAGUUGAAAGUGAUUGGAGUAUCGCUGGAAUGGCUUCAGGAGGGUACUGCUGUUACGCUGCGAUGCGAUGUGGAAGAGAGCCCGAAAGCAUCCUUUACGUCGACGAAAAGUAUACUCGUCACCGUGGGUUGCAGCGGCCGAAGUAAAGAUAGUGAAGCGGGUCACACCUUCAAAGCCCACCUUAAGCAGUGCCAGAGCUUCAAGCUAAUUGCUGCAGGCGCGCGUUCGCAAAAGAAGUACGGUGAGUGCACUCUGCCUCUAAUAAAGCUCAAUUCUUCCUCUCAAAACUUUGUGCUACCGCUCCAAUCGGACCAGGGGGACUUUGUCGGGUUUGUUAGUGUCGUAGCUUCGCUUAAGCCGAGGUAGCCCCUCGUUACUCUUGAGAGUUUGUUUUAACAAAAACAAUAAAUCUUAACACUUCUUUUUUA
Messenger RNA from Zophobas morio, 2152 nucleotides. Its product is annotated as breakpoint cluster region protein-like. Bases 57 to 2090 code for a protein of 677 amino acids. The transcript has 20 exons. Gene Ontology annotation, molecular function: guanyl-nucleotide exchange factor activity. The record is from RefSeq and is a predicted model, not a curated record. NCBI's taxonomy places the organism in Eukaryota, Metazoa, Arthropoda, Insecta, Coleoptera, Tenebrionidae. Gene Ontology annotation, cellular component: cytoplasm.